AUGCUGCGGCUGCGCUGCAAGGCCCGGAGCGGCUCGCACGCGCUGCCGGGGCUGUCGCCGCACUCCCGCCUCCGCGACAUGCAGGCCGCGCUCGCCGCGCUCACCGGAGUGCCCGCGCCCGCGCAGCGCCUCCUGCUCGGCUUCCCGCCGCGCAGCCUCGACCUCAGCGACGGCGAGCGGCGGCUGGGCGAGCUCGGCAUCCACUCGGGUGACACUCUGAUCGUGGAAGAGGACACAUCCAAACCCGAGCCCGGCUCGCCGGUGGUGGCCAAAAAAGCCAUGUCCCAGCCCGUGAGGGAAGCCGUGCCCGUGCUGGUCAGGAGGGUGGUGCCAGCAGACAAUUCCUGCCUGUUCACCAGCGUGUUCUACGUGGUGGAGGGCGGCGUGUACGACCCCGGCUGCGCGCCGGAGAUGCGCAACCUCAUCGCGCAGAUCGUGGCCAGCGACCCCGAGUCGUACUGCGAGGCCGUGCUGGGCAAAACCAACCGGGAGUACUGUGACUGGAUCCGCAGGGAGGAGACCUGGGGAGGAGCCAUCGAGGUCUCCAUCCUCUCCAAGUUCUACCAGUGCGAGAUCUGCGUGGUGGACACGCAGACCGUGCGCAUCGACCGCUUCGGCGAGGACGCCGGCUACAGCAAGCGCGUGCUGCUCAUCUACGACGGCAUCCACUACGACCCGCUGGAGCGCCGCCUGCCCUCCUCGGACCUUCCUCCCCAGACCAUCUUCCCCAGCAGCGAUGACGUGGUGCUGGCCCAGGCUCUGGAGCUGGCGGAUGAAGCCCGCAGGAAGAGGCAGUUCACGGAUGUGAAUCGCUUCGCCCUGCGCUGCAUGGUGUGCCAGAAGGGACUGACGGGGCAGCUGGAGGCCAGGGAGCACGCCAGGGAGACCGGACACACCAACUUUGGGGAGGUGUGAGCUCUCUCAGCAGCACGAGGAGGGUGCCAUCGACUACCUCAGCGCUCUGGAAUCAGAUUCUGGAGUCCCAGAUAAGCUGUUUGUAAUCAUAAAAUUCCGUUCACAGAGCUUGAAAAGCUUAUUAACUAAUUAACUAAAUUAACUUCAUGGUGGUCAACGCGCAGGUUUGGGAGUAGGGGAGUGGGAGUAGGGAUGGCACUUGGGCUGGUGGUGGACAGUGGCAGCCACACCUUGAUUUCAUCAUCUUCUGUGUGUGUGUGUGUGAGCAGAGAGACAUAGCCAGGCUUGUCCAGCACUGCUGUAAAAUCCUCAGCCAGGAUUUUACACCAAUACUGCUGUAAAAUUCACCUCUGAGGUGCUGAGUGUGUGAUCUGAGCAGACAGACAUAGCCAGGCCUGUGUAAAAUCCACCUCUGAGGUGCUGAGUGUGUGAUCUGAGCAGACAGGCACAGCCAGGCUUGUCCAACACUGCUGUAAAAUCCUCAGCCAGGAUUUUACACCAAUACUGAUGGAAAAUCCACCUCUGAGGUGCUGAGUGUGUGAUCUGAGCAGACAGACACAGCCAGGCUUGUGUAAAAUCCACCUCUGAGGUGCUGAGUGUGUGAUCUGAGCAGACAGGCACAGCCAGGCUUACCAACACUGCUGUAAAAUCCUCAGCAAGGAUUUUACACCAACACUGCUGUAAAAUCCACCUCUGAGGUGCUGAUUGUACAUUUUUCAGGGGAAUUCAGUUAAUCUGAGGCUUUGGCAAACACACAUAUCAGCACCACUCACACUGAGAAUUGGGCUCUGCACGUAUGAGCAGCUCUCAGAGGGGAAACUGCUCGUGUGGUGCAUGAUUUAUAAUGGAAAUACCAAGUACAAUAUCAAAAAUGCAAUUUACAGUGGAAAAAGGAUCUCUGAGCUGCCCUAUACCAUCAGGAAUAGCCUGUGUAGUUUGUGUGCUGAGAACUUUAGGGAAAGCAACGGCCUCUAAGCUUUAAGGUAGCCUUUAAAUUAAUGAGUAGAUGGAUAAGUGUUGAAUAAAACUUAUUAAUCCUCCGUAGGUAGUUUUUAGUUGCUUGAAAAAUAACUCUGAACCCCCUGGUGUUUACACUGCAUCAGAGCAUAAGCAUGUUGCCUGGAAUACUUGGGAUUCUUCUUCAUAAUAGCAUUGGGAAUUCCUGCAAGAGGGAAGUGACUAGUUAGGGAUGUGACUUAAUUUGCAUCUGUUAAAUGACUACAUUGAAUAUUUUACUUGAGUAGAGCCAAUUAAGGCCAUGGUGUUACUAAGCUGUUCCAGUUUCCAAAUACUGUGAAUGAGCACUUUAAGGUUGAGUUCUCACUCUUUGCUGGUAAAAAGUUUUGCCCUCUGAAGGCCAGAGCCAGAAGGGAGGCUUGAAAUUCCAUCUGCUUUCUGCCUUAAUGUGUUUGAUUUGUCACCACUGACUGUGGAGUAGCAAGACUUUCAUUGUGAUAAUGAAAUAUCACAGCUGAAUAUUCAGAUGAAAAUAAGCUGGGGAAAGUUCCCCACUCCUUGGACUGUUCAGAAUCAGGGAAGGUGAAAUUUAAGGUUUAAUUGGAAUUAUUUUACCUCACAGUGGGGUUGUGAAGCUUAACAGCAAGUGCUUUUGAGGGCUUUUAAAAGGUGCUGUAAAGGUGCAUAUUACUGAAGGGGAUUUAUGUUGUUUUUUUUUUUUAAUUUGAAAUGCCUGCAACACAUCCUUAUUUCUUGAAUUUUAAAAUAUCCUUUGCCUGCCAUUCUUCUGUUACUGUUUUGAGUGACCUUCCUUGCACUUUUAGACUGGGGAACAAGAAGGAGCAUCCUCAGACUGAGGCAGAAAUAAACCCCACGUGGGUUUAACCUAAAACCCAGUUUGAAAGGGCUCUGUUCUCUCAGGCACCUGAUCAAACUGGUGCAGCCACAUCACCUUUUCUGCUAAAAUCCCAUUUCUGGUCCUCAGCAGAGAUCUUGAAAUACAGGAGGGUUUUACAGAAGAAAGAACAUAAUUACUUAAGUGCUUUGCUGAAUUAAGGCAUGAAUAAUUCAACAGCUCUAGGAAUCACCCAGAGCACUGUGGACUGGGUUUAUUUUUAAUUCAGUAUUAAAACACACAUUAGCACUGGUGGGAGUUCCCUAUAGAAAGCCACUUAGCUUCCAGUGUUAAACCCCACUCUGCUUUUAGCCUGUCAUUAGGAAAAGAAGAUAAACCCCCCCCAAACCCAACAUUAAACCCAGCCCUGUAGAAGCUGAUGCUUACAAACCUCCAGAAAUACCUGACAGUUCAAAGGAACUUGAAGAUGACACUGUGUUAGCACUACUGGAGCUGAAAUACUGGCUAGGAACGAGACCAAGGGACUGGCAAGCCCCAGGUGUGCUCUGACUGUCCCAGGGGAGCAGGGACACCCUGGGACAAGGAGCUGAUCCUCCCCUUUGCCAUCUGCCACAUGGACACAAUACCUACCUCAGAGAGGUGCACCAGGUGUCUUUGAAACACAAGUGGAAGAUCCAUAUUUAUUGUCUGCCUUGACUUUGGGGAGCAACCCUUAGAUUUUAGCUUUGUGUCCUGGAUGGAUUUCUCUUAAGUGUGUGAAACUUUUUUUUUUUUUUUCCUGGUAUUUCUCAGUUGCAGUAUUUGAAAAAUGAGCUUUAUUUAAUCCAGAGUGUUGAGCUUUGCUAGAUCAUGUUUGCAUUGGGAAUCUGCUACCAGAGAAUCAAUUCCCUUGGAGGGAGAACGUGUCACUAUCACUGCUUGGAUGUUCUCUUUUGUUGCCUAGAAAAAUAAAAUCUCUUUGGUUAAAAAAAGAUA
This is a messenger RNA of Melospiza melodia melodia, 3703 nucleotides long. RefSeq names its product YOD1 deubiquitinase (gene YOD1). The transcript has 2 exons. Gene Ontology annotation, molecular function: protein binding; cysteine-type deubiquitinase activity. Gene Ontology annotation, cellular component: cytosol; nucleus. NCBI's taxonomy places the organism in Eukaryota, Metazoa, Chordata, Aves, Passeriformes, Passerellidae. Gene Ontology annotation, biological process: protein deubiquitination; endoplasmic reticulum unfolded protein response. Bases 1 to 915 code for a protein of 304 amino acids. The record is from RefSeq and is a predicted model, not a curated record.